GUUGAACUGGAGAUUACUGAAUGCUUGGUGAGGAACCGAUCGUAAUUGAAAAUUUCCUCAUUCUCCGGUGUUGAUGGUGUAGUACUUCGUUUUGAAUUUUCUAAGAAGUGUAGCAAAGGAAAGCAGACGAUACAGUAGCCACUCUUUGUCUCAGCCCUUUAGCAAGCUAGAUUUCAAGAGUUGGGAGAUACAACGUCGGUAAACAAUAUUGAUCAAUGUGGAUGUGAAGUAAAUCAUCUCUUGGGAAAGGAAAAGGUCUCAACUAAAUAAUACCCACCAUGAUUCUUCGGCAAAUGGCAACGAAACUUCAUUCUUGUAAUAGAUACUUGCACACUAACAAAAACAGCGCAGAUCUUGCAAAUGCAAUCGCUGAGUUCAACAAGGAGAUGGAGUCAGUUUUUGGCGAUCCUCCUCCUGUUGGUGAUGGUAGCUCCAUGAACAACCUUCCAUUAACUCAAGACACUGCAUUUGUACCUCCAGGCAUCAAAGAAAAUGUAAACGAGCAACAGCUAACGCACAUUAACAAAAGUGGGGAGGCUCAGAUGGUGGAUGUAUCUAUAAAGGAAACAACCAAGAGAGUUGCCAUUGCAGGUUGCAGAGUUAUUCUGGGGCAAAAAGCGUUCAGUAUGGUCUCUGAAAAUCAAAUAACCAAAGGAGAUGUCCUCACUGUUGCAAAGAUUGCUGGUGUCAAUGGUGCAAAGCAAACAAGCAACCUAAUUCCAUUAUGUCAUAAUAUUAGUUUGACCCAUAUUCGAGUCGACCUUACAUUGAACAAGAAUGAUUUUAGUGUUGAGAUAGAAGGAGAAGCUGCGACAACAGGGAAAACCGGGGUAGAAAUGGAAGCCAUGACAGCUGUUACCAUUGCUGGCCUCACAGUUUAUGACAUGUGCAAGGCUGCUUCGAAAGAUAUCCAAAUUACAGAUGUUAGGCUUGAGCAUAAGAUGGGGGGAAAAAGUGGGGAGUGGUCUAGGAAUAAGUAGAGUGAUUUGCAAAAGAAGAUAACUCAUCAAACAAACCCGAAUGAUACAAAACUUGGAUUCUCGCCGAAAGGCUUAAAGUUUAUUGUCUUCAGCAUUUUCUUCCCCUAAGAUAUGGGUUUUGAACCUCUUACAUUUACAAGUUGUCAGAUAAUCCUUGAGUUUUGCCCUCUUAAUACAAGAAUUAUUGUUGAUCUAUGGAAUUUUUUGUAUGAUUAGUGUAAGCAAGUGUGUAGGAAUGUCUUCACUGUAUGUCUCAAUUUGGCUCGAGGCUGUUACUUAAACAUAGAUACAAUGCAAUAGUCAGGAUUGCGUUCCGAA
Messenger RNA from Papaver somniferum (opium poppy), 1298 nucleotides. RefSeq names its product cyclic pyranopterin monophosphate synthase, mitochondrial-like. Bases 279 to 980 code for a protein of 233 amino acids. The transcript has 4 exons. The record is from RefSeq and is a predicted model, not a curated record. Gene Ontology annotation, biological process: Mo-molybdopterin cofactor biosynthetic process. NCBI's taxonomy places the organism in Eukaryota, Viridiplantae, Streptophyta, Magnoliopsida, Ranunculales, Papaveraceae.